AUGGGCCGUGGACAGGGCAUCGACCUCCGCGCCGAAGAAGAAGCAGCUCGUCGCGCUGCGCGCUCGGCUGUCGGAGGAGCCAGGUUUGCAGGCAGCGGGAGUCGCGCAAAGCACACCGACCUCCUGGGCGAGCAAGCUUUGAGGGCAAGACUGCAUCGCAUAUCGCACGAACACGGGAUGGCGUUUGAUGACGAAGCAAUGCGCCUCCUCGCGAUGGGUGCCGAGACACGUAUGCGGUCUCUGCUUGGGUCAGCGGUCCGCGCGCAACAACAUCGUGUCCACUCAACGCACCAGCAUAAACCACCUAUGCGUGCGAGCGGUAGUAAGGGUGCGAAGCCUUUGUGGAGCCAGAAGAUCACAUCGGACACGGCUGCCGUAAUGGCCGCACUGGCUACGGCGAACAGGGAGCAGAACAAGGCGCACCGUGUUGCGAGGACGGAGCGCAAUGCGCGUGAAACAGAAAUGGCUCGCGCCCAGGCUGCAGCUAAGGAGCGCGAGGAGCGCGAAAGCGGCUCGGCGCCGGACACCGGGGCCGGCGCAUCUCCAGCCGCACCGCCAGACGAGCCCGGACCAUCCCGUCAGCGGCCCAGUGAGCCGGUGUUCCAGGCGUCACCCACGUUCGGGGGCCCUCCGCCGGUGCCAAAGAAGUCGAAGGGCAAGAAGGCUGGCGGGCGUGACAUGAGCGCCGAGGUUCAGGCCAAAAUAACGAACCAGACAGCGACUGUCAACGCUGGCCGCAAGCGGUACGCGUGGGAGAUGGGUGGCGGGGCAUUCCGACCACAAGUGUCAUCGCUGCUGAGCGGGAAACGGAAGAAGGAGAAGGUGGAGGAGGAGGAGAAACAGCCACGGGAAGAGGAGGUCGAGGCACCGCCACCACCCAAGAAGAAGCGAACGGUGUCAGCGCCGCACCGCCGCCCAGUCGAUGUGGCCGUGCGCGGUGACAAGCGUGCUCGUGACGACACAGCCCUCACAGUGGUCGACGUCGUGUUUGCGCUCGAGCGUGAGGGGAGCGGGCGCGGGAUGGGGACUGCCGAUGAGAUUGUUCGCCGGCAGUACGCCAAGCCAGGCGGCCCCUAUGGUCCGUGGCAGUGA
Cutaneotrichosporon oleaginosum is the source of this 1092-nucleotide messenger RNA. RefSeq lists its product as uncharacterized. Gene Ontology annotation, biological process: DNA-templated transcription initiation. Lineage: Eukaryota; Fungi; Basidiomycota; Tremellomycetes; Trichosporonales; Trichosporonaceae. Gene Ontology annotation, cellular component: transcription factor TFIID complex. The record is from RefSeq and is a predicted model, not a curated record.